This is a messenger RNA of Oryza sativa Japonica Group (Japanese rice), 2846 nucleotides long. RefSeq lists its product as uncharacterized. NCBI's taxonomy places the organism in Eukaryota, Viridiplantae, Streptophyta, Magnoliopsida, Poales, Poaceae. The record is from RefSeq and is a predicted model, not a curated record.
CCGUCUCUGCAUCACCCACCUCAGGUUUCCCUUUUCCCCACCACCAUCACCCUCCCUCUCCCUCCACCACCACAAUACCACCACACCACUCCAUUCCUCCCAUCCCAUCCCACCACCUCAUCGCCUCGUCUCGUCUCGCCUCUCCUCUCCACCCUCCUCCACUUGUCUCCCCUCCGACUCGCCGCCUCUUCCUCCGCCGCCGCCGCCACAGAGUGAGGUUGCUGAACUUCUCAACCAGCAGCUAGAGUUUUUCAGUAUUAGAUGGGCUGUUCCUGUUUCUUCACUCGCUGAAUCUAACUUCCUUGAUUUGAUCGGAUGAAAGCAGCGACAUUUGCUUCUGAUUGUAGCUUUACUGUUGCCAUCUGAAUAAGAAGCCUUUCUCUUAAUUAAAAACUAAGAAAUGGAUCGCAAUGAUACUUCUGGAUUUGUCAGUGGGGGAUGCAAAAAGGCAAAGGAGCUGCUUAUAUUUCUGACUUCUUAGUUUCUUUGUGUAUUAUGUAACCCAGAAGCGCCACUGACUGUACUUUUCCCUUAAGAUUGGUCAAAUUUGAGUCUUAAUAUUCUCAGCCACCUGAAGCAGUUGAAUUACAACUUGGGCUCCCAGGAUUUACUGCAUAUCCUCAUCCACUAGAGGCAAUGGAUAAACAGCUUGGAUUCUUGGAAUUUACUGGCACGAAUCCAAGAAAUGCUGAAAAAUGGACCACCGUUAGUCCACCAGUCAGCCAACCAAUGGCUUGUUCUUCACAACUUGAUGUGCUUGCCCAAGAUAGCAUGCACAAUCCUUUGUCAAGAGGGAUCAAGCGGAAGUGGGUUGACUUGUCAUUGGGUUUAGGUAACUCCUCAAGCUCAUCAGACUCGAGCAAGCAGAGCAUGGGAACAUGCUGCACCAUGUCUUCAGCAAAGGACAGGGACGAUGGUUCAUCUGUUGAUUUGGACAUGAAUUUUCAGUUUAAUCUGUAUAAUGAAGGCACUUCAAAACUGGAUAGUUAUGAUUGUAAUGGCAAGAAAGUUUUGGAGAAGCCUGUGGAUCUCGAGUUAUCUUUGAAUUUUGGACCCUGUGAAUCUGCUGUGACGAAUGUGGACUUCUCUGCAGCAACCAAACAACAGGCCGUAUUUCUGCAAUCAUGCAAUAUGUCCUCAGUGCCUACAGUGGACGAAGGAUCAACAUCUGCUCGCUGGAAAUCUGGUGGUAAGCUACUUCCUUAUCUGUAUCAGUCCAGGAACAACACUGGUCAUUUUUCAAGUAAAGAGUUACCAGGUAGCUCCAACCAGUCUCAAGAUCUUGCCCCACUGCCAAAAAUGAUACAAACGCCACAAAGUCCAGUAACCAGUACUUCUGGUGUUGUCAGCUUUCAACAACGCUGCAACAGCACAAAAAUCUGUUCACAACCAGGAUGUGCAAAAGGUGCUAGAGGUUCUUCAGGGCGCUGCAUUGCACAUGGUGGGGGUAGAAGGUGCCAGAGAGAAGGUUGCAAGAAAGGAGCCGAGGGAAAAACUAUCUUCUGUAAAGCACAUGGAGGUGGCAGACGCUGCGAGCACCUUGGAUGCACAAAGAGCGCUGAAGGCCGCACAGAUUUCUGCAUAGCCCAUGGAGGUGGCCGCCGUUGUAGCCGUGAUGGGUGUAGAAAGGCAGCAAGAGGAAAAUCUGGCCUUUGUAUUAAGCAUGGUGGGGGGAAGAGAUGCCAAAAACUGAACUGCACAAAGAGUGCAGAGGGCCAAUCAGGCUUUUGCAUCGCUCAUGGUGGUGGCCGUCGCUGCAAACAUGAUGGUUGCACAAAGGGAGCUCAGGGCAGCACUAAUUUCUGCAAAGCUCAUGGAGGUGGGAAGAGAUGCACACAUCCGAAUUGCAGCAAGGGUGCUGAGGGAAGCACUGCUCUCUGCAAGGCCCAUGGAGGAGGGAAACGCUGUUCAGCUGAAGGGUGCCCUAAGAGUGUCCAUGGUGGCACUGAGUUCUGCGUUGCCCAUGGAGGCGGAAAGCGAUGUGUGGUACCAGGAUGCACCAAGAGUGCAAGGGGACGGACUGACUGCUGUGUCCGUCAUGGCGGUGGUAAGCGGUGCCAGUUUACCGGCUGCAGCAAGAGUGCACAGGGGAGUACAGACUUUUGCAAGGCACAUGGGGGAGGUAAACGCUGCUUAUGGGGCCAAUCAGGGUCUGGCCUUGGAGACGGCAGCGGUACUUGUGAGCGCUUUGCAAGGGGUAAGAAAGGCCUGUGCGUUGCACACAAUGCGCUGGUGGAAGAUAGUCGAGUCCGUGGUGGUCAGACAGUUGGAACUAUUGCCCUGCCUGGUUCUACUGGUGCUGAUUCUGAUGUUAGUCAUGGGACCCUUCCUGGAAACUCUUUCAACUUUGGUGAGACAUUUGCCGCUAACACCAAGCAGGCUCUUCAUCAUGUUCAAUCACCUGUUCCAGAAGGCAGGGUGCAUGGUGGCAACAUUGCGGCUAUGCUUGCUAACAGUAUGGAUUAUCAGAAGCAAUUGAACUUUAGCACCGGGGCUAGCACCUCUGAUCGCAACUGGCUGUAAUACAGUUCAUGCAUUAAAAACACCAACCAUUCCCUUCGCUGGGCCCUGUUUCAUUUCAACUGGCAAGUAACUUAUAUGUUCCUACCGUGCUGUGUAUUUAGGAACUGUGGAUCCUGAUGAUUUAGUGGUGCUGUGUUAAUAGGGGGCUUCUAGUGCUUCGUUUGUAGCCAUCUUGUGUCAUAAAUAAAAGGGGAAAGUAGUGUAAUUUAUAUUAGUGCGCAAUUGUAAAAUUCUAAUGUUUGUUGAAGAUGUAACAUAUCUUCGAAACUCAUGUUGAGUGUUUGUGAUUGCAAUAUUAGCAUUAUGGUUGGUACAUUGGCUCC